GGGGCCGCGCGCGUAUAUAUUAGAGGUGCGCGCGUAAGAGAGGCAUUCCCAGAGUUCUGCACAUGCCGACGCGUGAUGCUGCGCACGCUACACAAUUCUUAUGCAAUUAGCAGCUCACCAGCUCAGGACGAGACGUGGAGAACUGAAGUUUCAGACAGCAACAGGAAUAUUAAUGUCCAUAUUUCAUUUCCCAUGCAUGUUUUAAAGUUAGCAUUCUUUUCCAGUCCUGUGAUGUUGUGGAUGGAUUGAGCCGCUGUGUUAGUGUGGAAAACACUAAGUUGCAUUGGAUAAAAGUUGCAAAUUCAUUUGCGCAUCAUGAUGGAUCAUCCGCAGUGUUUGCUGGCUGUGUACCUGCUGCUGGUGUCGUUCGCUCAGUGUCAGCACUAUUAUCUCCUCCGACCCAUCCCCAGUGACACUUUACCCCUGCUGGAGCUAAAAGAGGACCCAGACCCGAUCUACGACCCCCUGGAGAAGGAUCUUAAUGAAACUGAGCUGAGGAGCGUCCUCGGAGACUUUGCCAGCCGCUUCCUCUCCAUCACACCCCCUCAGGACCGCUACACGGGCAACGAGGAGCUGGACGAGCUGGAUCUCCUGCAGAACCCGACCGGACUGAUGCCCAAAGACAUCCGGGCUCUGGACUUUGACGUGCAGUGGGGCAAAAAGCGCAAAGCCAGCAAGAAACUGAAGCGGCGGCUGCAGAUGUGGCUGUGGUCGUACUCCUUCUGUCCCGUGCUUUACGCGUGGAAUGACCUCGGCACGCGCUUCUGGCCCCGGUACGUCCGGGCGGGCAGCUGCUACAGCAAGAGGUCGUGUUCGGUGCCGGAGGGCAUGGUAUGUAAACCGGCCAAAUCCACGCACAUCACGCUGCUGCGCUGGAGGUGCGUGCAGAGGAGAGGCGCGCUCAAAUGCGCAUGGAUACCCGUGCAGUACCCCAUCAUCACAGAGUGCAAAUGCUCCUGUGCCAACUGAUCACGAAUAUGAAUGAACUUAAGUUGUGAAAACUCUCAUCUGACUCACAUUUCAGGACUUGAGUUCCAAAACACGAUCAUAUAUAUAACUGGACUUGAAGUUAUGGAAACAUAGAUCAGAUGCGUGUUUUUGGGAAGAAAAAAUGUGUGUGUGUGUGUAUAUAUAUAUAUAUAUAUAUAUAUAUAUAUAUAUAUAUAUAUAUAUAUAUAUAUAUAUAUAUAUAUAUAAAGAUGCAUGUUUCUGGACUUUAAGUUAUUAAAAAAAAAAAAUGAUUUUUUUGGACAAAAAGUUGUAAAAACUCUUAUCUGGUACAUUUUAUUUUGGAUUUAAGUUCCAAAAUCUACAAUCUGAUACAUAUUACUGGACUUAAGUUAUAAAUACUGUUAUCUAAUACAUAUGUAUAUAUAUGUAUGUGUAACUCUGAUCUGAUACAUGCUUCUGGACUUAAGUUAUAAAAAAGUAAUGUUUAUUUUGUGUUUUACUAACUGUAUAAUAACUUUCACUGAAAGUCAUUUGAUGCUGAACAGAUGAUUCAUAUGUGAAUCAACAUUUAAUGACAUUUCAAGCUAUUUGAAUGAUUUGUUGAGCAUUAUGUCAUGUAAAAAUGUCUGUUAAUCCCUUUAAUGACAGUUGUUAUAAAGUGUUCCCUUUUAUUUUUCAUUUGUAUGCACUAUCAUGUGUAGGAAUGUAUUGUAUGUAUAUUUAGUGCCAUCAUGUAAUGAUCUCGCUACUUGUAAAAAGCCAGUAUUAUGUGUACUAUCCAGAGUCUACUGUAUUUGUGGAAAACAUUGGUUAUCGUUUGUAUUUAUAAUCGCAGAGAAUUGCCCAUAGAGCCAUUUGAGAUGUUUUAUUUGGUUUUCCACUCAAUGUGAUGACCUCAGAAUUUCUUAUGGAUUUUUAAUGUCCCGCAGCUGUGACAGCUGCCCUCUGACAACAAUUUAUCCUGUAAAUUAAGAUGAACUGUUAUUUAUUCUUUAUAUUCAGAUAAUAAAAUAUCCGU
Messenger RNA from Myxocyprinus asiaticus (Chinese sucker), 1969 nucleotides. It is a transcript of the gene nog1, whose product is annotated as noggin 1. Gene Ontology annotation, biological process: negative regulation of BMP signaling pathway; osteoblast differentiation; dorsal/ventral pattern formation. The transcript has a single exon. The record is from RefSeq and is a predicted model, not a curated record. Bases 316 to 969 code for a protein of 217 amino acids. NCBI's taxonomy places the organism in Eukaryota, Metazoa, Chordata, Actinopteri, Cypriniformes, Catostomidae.